CGUUCACUCAGGUAGACGAGACAAACAAACCAGGAAGUGUUUACGCGAACAUAUUUCGUAUCAUCGUAUCGUAUAUGUUUUUAACAUGUCCAGUGAAGUCCGAUAUUGCGAUAAGUGCUCGUACCUCUUUCUCAAGUUCUGCUUAAUCGUAUAUGCAACAAUUUUCUGGCUGAUAGGGGGCUUUAUUUUGGCCAUCGGCAUUUAUGCGGAGGUGGAGAGGCAACAGUACAAAACGCUGGAAGGAGUAUUCCUGGCUCCUGCCAUUAUCCUCAUUUUGCUUGGUGUGAUCAUGUUCAUCGUCUCCUUCAUCGGCGUUCUGGCAUCUCUCAGAGACAACUUGUGCCUUCUCAAAGUGUUUCUUUACAUGCUGGCUCUGUGUCUCAUUUUGGAGCUCGUCAGUGGGAUUCUAGCUUUGAUCUUUAGGAGACAGACAGAGGACCUUCUCAACAAAAACAUCCGUAAAGGCAUGGUCAAUUACUAUGAUGACCUGGAUUUCAAAAACAUCAUGGACUAUGUUCAGAUAAAGUUCAAAUGUUGUGGGGGAACAGACUUCUCAGACUGGAAGGUGAACAUGUAUCACAACUGCACUGCUCCUGGUCCGCUGGCGUGUGCAGUGCCUUACACCUGUUGUAUAAGCAAGCCUUCUGAAGUUGUUAAUACAAUGUGUGGAUACAAGGCCCUGCAGAGAGAGAGGCUGGAAAAUAUAGAUGUGAUCUACACCCGUGGUUGCACGAAUGCCGUCUUCAUUUGGUUCAUGGACAACUAUAAAAUCAUGGCUGGACUUCUUCUGGGCAUCUUAGUUCCUCAGUUUUUUGGUGUGAUCUUUACCUGGCUUUAUAUCACCCGUGUGGAAGAUGCCAUCGAGGAGUAUGGACACUAUAUGGAUGGUCUGCUGGACGGCGGACCGGAGGGGAAAAAACACCAAAGCAAGUGGGCCAAAUGUUGCAAAUGCAUGCCUUUGAUUGACUGAGUGCCAUCUCCUAAAAAGCCUUAAAUUUGAUUUAAAAAAGGUAUAUACAGUUACUAUGACAUGCUGUGGAUGAAAUGAACGGUUUGUGGCAAUGCAAAACACAACUGUCCUGUACUGUACUUUUGUAACAUCAGCCACAGACUCAUUAAUGCAAGAAAGCUGUUUUUGUACUGUCAAUAUCGUUUUCACUGUUACUCUCAAGAUUCAUUAUUUCACCUGUCAGUUGAAAAUGGGUAGUUUUUUGUCAAAAUUGACCAAUGCUAGGGCUGACCUUCUGUCUUAGGAUCUUUCUACUAAAUAAGACCUGAAGCACAACACUAACAUUUCCGUCGUGUCGACAGAGUCCGAAUGCCUUUAGAUUUUACAAAGCUUAGUUCUGUUUAACGGGGAACCUGUUUGGAAAAUUGUCUCAGGUAAUGAAAUUCAAGUUUUCUUUUUUCUAGCGUGAACCGUGCUCUUCACAUGUGAACUUAUACCGUAAAUGUCUAUGAAAACGGCAGCUACAUUGAUCAUAAUAUGAGUGCUGUCACUUUUGUUUGUACAUCGUAUCUAAGAUGAGUAACAUAAUAAAUCCUGACUACAAACAUUACCACACUUAAAAGCUGUGUAAAUCCAAUCCUUUAGUUUACCAUAUUUGCGGUAAAACUUUUGUUUCUUAAUUAUUUAAUUAUUACUUCAGAUUGAGUCUUUACCUGAAACGGGGCUUAUUGUGUAUAUAUUUAUAUAUUUUAAAAUGUUUUUCCUUCUUUUUUGCCAAAGGGUGAUGGUAUUUUUUUUUUAUAAACAUGAAAACAAUCCAGAUAAACUGCAUAUUUGAGCUGUUUUUAUAACACGUACAUGAGAUGUUUGUGUCUUAUCAUUAAAUGACAGGAGAAUCAUACAAUGGCUUAUUUAUUUAAAGUUUGCCACAGUUUAUAUAAAAUGCACAACAUAUUGCAUUCGUAUAAUGUUAUUAUUCACUGAAAGAUAAUUGCAAACAAAGAAGUUGAAGUGAAUAGUAAUAUUAAGCCUUAACAAUUUCUGUUCUUUAAUUUUUUUCCAUUUUCUUGGUCUAUCUUUGGAAUUCUCUGCUGUCUUUAUGUGAUUAUUUUGACUUUGUAUUGACCUGACUGUUAAAGCUUGAGAAUUGCCCUGAACACAGUGAGUGUCCUGCUGAAUGAAUGAAUAAAUGAUGUUUACAGA
Molecule: messenger RNA, 2152 nt
Organism: Carassius gibelio (silver crucian carp)
Lineage: Eukaryota; Metazoa; Chordata; Actinopteri; Cypriniformes; Cyprinidae
Product: tetraspanin-15
Exons: 8
Coding region: 86-970 (294 amino acids)
Cellular component (GO): membrane
Source: RefSeq, a predicted model, not a curated record